CUGUGUAUUUAUUAAUGUUAUGUUUCUGGGGUUGUUAUUGUGGUACGCAUGUAGUUGAAUGUGGUAGUGGGGUGUUUUGAUUUUUAUCAAUUCUCCUCUACUACUGUUGUGUACUUAUAUAUAACAAAUAUAUGUGGGGAUUAAUAAACUUCCGUCAUCCAUGUUCCCAUAGCGAUACUCAUUACGCUCAUCUGCUAGACAUCAGCCGUAUCAACAGGUAUGGCUCAUUUUUAAUUCCGGGUCAUUACUCAUAUUAACGCAUAUAAUGUAGCGUAGUUGACAUGAAAUUUUUUUUUUUUUUUUUUUUUGUCUUAUAUUACCAUUUUAGCUAUUUGAAAUGGAUGACCCAGAAGACACGAGCCGGGAUAAUGUGCUUUGAGGCGAUGCCACGGAGGAGAUAUUCAUCGACAUGCUCUACCAGGACGCCCUUCAAGGUAGAUUAAAGGGCGGAAAGAUAACGUUUAGAGAGCAUGGAGUUUAUGCACAGCGACUCACCGCUGUUGGGAAGAAAGUGUUUGACGGGAACCAGGUUCGUGGAAAAUUGACGAGGUUGAAGGGGAUGCAGCGCUUGUUUACCGAUUUGUUGAGCCAAACUGGUAUGGGUUGGGAUCCCGACACAAAGACAGUAGUCGCGAGUGACGAGUGUUGGGAAAAUGCCAUUAGGGUUAAAUCGAAAUGGGGGAGGUUUCGUACUUUUGGCUGCCCAAAGUACGAGGAGUUGUGCACCAUAUUUGGCGCUUCAGUUGCAUACGGGACUAUGCAACACGCAUCAACACAGCUACCCGCAGAUAGCGACGAGGAGUGGCGCCUGGAUGAGGAGAUGCGAGCUCGACGCCCUCCCGCACUAGGCCAUCGACAAGGAUUGCCCAUUGACAAUGAUGGCUUUAUUGACUUGAUGGGGAUCGGGUCACCUUCAGUCGAUGCAGUGACACAAUCAUCACGUAGGCCGAAGACAAGAAAGAAGAGCGAUUUUGAGGUGCAGCUUUCUGAGGCCGUGGAGGAGGUGAAACUGACGCAGAGAGCGAGGCGUAAACGAUAUGAGGAUCAAGAAGCUGUGGAAUCAUCGAAGUGCAGCAAAGAGUCACAGCCUAGUGAUGGGACCAAUGGGGGGUAUGAUCCGAUUAAUCAUUGUGCGACGUUGCUCAGCGAGCUUUCCCCGAGGUUGGAGCCAUCCCAACUUGUUCGCGCAAUUAAGGAAUUACUAAACCCAGAUAUGCGACAGUUUUUCUUGUCCUUGGAUGCUGCAGGGAGCGACGAUUGGGCCCGUAAUUGUUAAAGUAGGCUCAUUUUUAAUUGUUAGGUUAUAUUUUCGAUGGCAUUGUCACCCUUUAUUUUUCAUGAGACCAUUUGUAUUCCUUUGAUGAGUUUAUAAACAGCUACUUUUCCAAUGUGGGUUGUCUGUUUGAUUUGUUGUAAUCUCAUCGAAAUGAGGACGGAUUAUGAAGGCCCUGUUUUAGGCUCUGUUCGGAUUAUGUAUGAUUAUAUUGGAUUAUGUUUAAUUAUUAUAUGGUUAUCGUAAUGCCCCCUUAUUAUUUUGUUAACUUGAGAGAGAUUAUUUACAACUGUUGUAAAGAUAAAAUGUACGAAUUAACCCACUGUGCACAAUGGGAAUUGGUCAGCAGGAAGCUACUCGAUGAACGUGAAUCGAGAUGCAGAUGAUAUGUUCCCUAAUGUGUGUUGGACUGAUAGUAGUGAAGAUGACCUUGCAAUUGAUGAUCUUGAGACACUCGCAUUUCUUGUGAGGGCUGGUAGAGAAGCACAACAACAGCUUAAACAGCCACAACACAAUAUUGGAUUACGGGGACAUCAAUAUAUUUUGAAAGUUUUGAAUGGGAAUCCAAGAAAUUGUCGCGAGUUAUUCCGAAUUGAGGUUGAUGCCUUCCGCGCAUUAUGCAACUUGUUACGUUCAAAUAGUUUUUUGAAGGAUACUAGAAAAGGGCUGACCGUCGAGGAACAAAUAGGCAUGUUCACAUUGGUAGUGGCGGCUGGAGACGAACAACGGAUUGUGGGGCAGCGAUUUCAACAUUCAACGGAAACUAUUAAUGCCCAUGUAAGGAACGUUAUGAAGGCCCUGUGUAGGCUAGGGACACAUCUUAUUUACCCAACUCACACAUCCGGGGUGCACCCAACAAUCGCAGGCAAUCCGAGAAAUUAUCCUUGGUUUGAGGGAUGCAUUGGUGCAAUUGAUGGGACCAUGAUCGACGCUGUUGUACCUGCAGAGGUGCGUGAGGCAUAUCGCAACCGGCAUGGCAAAGUUGCCCAAAACGUAUUGUGUGUAUGUGACUUGGACAUGAAGUUCACAUUCCUGUACACUGGUUGGGAGGGAAGCUCGCAUGAUGCACGUGUAUUCAUCGAUGCAUUGUCUCAGGGCCGCAACGCAUUUCCAAUGCCUCUCGAUGGUCAUUAUUAUCUAGUCGAUUCGGCGUACCCAUGUACUCGAGGAUUUAUGCCCCCUUACCCUAGAGAGAGAUAUCAUAGAAGUGACCGUCAGGGUCAGCGGGGAUUUAGGGGGUAUAAAGAUUAUUUUAAUCAUCGUCAUUCAUGCAUUCGUAACGUAAUAGAACGUACAUUUGGGGUCUUGAAAUCACGAUUUAGAAUUUUAAGACUCAUGCCUGGUUAUAAAGUUGGGAGGCAAGGGGAUCUGAUCAUUGCAUGUUGUACGUUACACAAUUUUAUUAGAAUGACGAGCCCGAAUGACUGGUUGUUCGAGGAGUGGAGAGAUAUGGAGCUCAGUCCAAGCGGUCGUGCAUAUAGCAACGCCGCAAUUUCAAGAAAUCAUCCUGACAUGAUCGUCGAAUCAGCCCGAGCUAUGGCUGCAAUUAGGGAUGACAUUACCAAACGUAUGUGGGAAGCUAGGAGUGGUCAUUGACUUAUAUUGAUAAAUAUUGACAUUAUUAUCAAUAUAAGGGUGUAGUUAGAGAUUCAAAUGUAUUACAAAUUUGAUUUUGGUCUGGCAAUAUAUUACUAAUCUAUAUAGAUAGGGAAGUUUGUAGCAAAUUUAUUUAGAAAUAUGGUUGCUAAUAUUAUAAGCUAUAUACGUAAAUUUAGUUU
Molecule: messenger RNA, 3051 nt
Organism: Juglans microcarpa x Juglans regia
Lineage: Eukaryota; Viridiplantae; Streptophyta; Magnoliopsida; Fagales; Juglandaceae
Product: putative nuclease HARBI1
Exons: 4
Coding region: 1634-2869 (411 amino acids)
Source: RefSeq, a predicted model, not a curated record